ACUGACGUCGUCUCACCGCCAUUCUCGGGUUACUGAGUUGUCGGAAUUCCAUUUCCCGGCAUAAAUCGCCGGCAAUCAUUGAGGAAAUUUUAUUUGCGGCGAAGUCUAGGAGGAAACAGCCGGAAUAUUCUGAGAUUGUUUUCAUAAUCACAUUUUAGUUGGCUUUUCAUCACCGGUACCUCACCGAAAUUUGAUUUUCUGGCAACUUUGUGGGUACCGUUUCACGGAAAUGGCCGAAGUCUGCUGAGGACGCCACUAAAAUCCCACUUCCCGUCUUGUUUUGGCAGGAAAUCAACCGGAACUCUGCCGGAAUUCGUAUUUUCCGGUACUUUGAAUCACGACUCGGUAGAGUACACCUGAAACUCUGUUCGUACGGCAUUUUUCGGCGGGAUUCUCACCGGAAUGUUAAAAGCUUGAAGCUUUAAACUUUACUUUUGUGACUGUAAUUGGUCUGCAUUUGUGUUUUCUGGCGUCUAGAUCUUGCUGGAUUUGAAAGCACUUUGGAGUUCUUUGUUCUUUUCGUCAUCUUCGCCGGAUUUUUGAUUUUCUGGCCUACAGAUCUCCGGAGAAUAGAAAACGGGGGAUUUUGAGGUAAUGUGGUACCAGAAAGGGAAACUGCUGAUAUCUCGUUGAAUUUUUGCUGUGGCCGGAAAACGCUUGUUUUGUUUGAUGAUUUUUUAUAUUUUCCAGCUGCUUAUUCAGAGACUUUGAGGGGAUAUCAGGAUUGGUUACUAUUUUCUGUAGAUUACACAGGAUUCAAGAGGCUCUUAAUUGUUUUUUAAAAUGAUGAAUACCAGGUCAUAGGGCAUUAAAAUUUUCAGACUAUUUAGCGAAGGAUCAAGACGGAAACAUAGCUGACAUUCACCUGCAUUGGCUUGAAAAUGUCGUGAAUGAGAGGUUUUAGAGGGAUUCGUAAUCCUUUUAUUUAAUGAUGGAUACAGAAUGGUGGAAAGUUCGAUGCAUUCUCUAAGUGAGGAUCUGAGCACUUCAAUCUGCUAAUUUUGGGACGAUAUUGUAACUUUAUAAAUUUUGGUGGAAAGCUCGGGGAUUGAAAAAUUAGUUUUUUCUAAGUGUCAUUCUCUUCGAGACCGAGAAUUUGGUGAUAAAAUCCUCCAAUAAGUUUGAGAUUUUAGGUUUCUGGUUAGUGGUCUUGUUUCAUGAAGCGUUAAUGCAUUUAGGUUGAAAACCUAGAAGAAUAGUAUUUGGUCAGCUUUCUAGUUUUUCUUCUUAUCAUUCCUUGAAGGUUUAAGGCAGACACCAAUCUUGAGGCCUCCGUAUUUUCUGUAUUCUCGCUGCUCUUUGGGCAUCAAAGAAAGAGAAAGGUUUGGAGAAAACGAUCUCUGUUACAUUGGUUUUUCAGGUAUAGCUUUCGCAUGUCGUCAGUUACAGUGGCUUAACCCCGUGAAAUUGUAUAAGUUACGUACACAACUGGAUUGCUUUAUGAGCCACAAUCAUCAGAGAAUAAGAAUUGGGAUGGUUGAUGAGAUUUAUGGGGAGAUGCAUGUAUAAAGAUGUGCAGAUUAGAGAGAAGUGAAGGUGUAGACUACGUUGUUAACUGCAGUGGUAGGGCUAAACAAAGGCCAAUGGGUUUGAAGACUUUGGGUGAUAUCAAAUCAGAGAAGCAAAGGAAUUCGACUAUCCCUAGGUCACGAAUGCAGGUUUGGAUGAUUCGUGCUACCACCAUGAUUUUGCUGUGGACUUGUAUGGUUCAGUUGACAGCUUUGGGGGAGAUAUGGGGUCCUCGUGUUCUUAAAGGGUGGCCUUCUUGUUUUAUGGCUUCUGAAACAGAGCCUUCGAGAGUGGAUCAGGUGGUUCUCCCCAAGAAGAUUGUGCUUCCUCCCAAAAGGAUUUACAAGAACAACGGUUACCUUAUGGUUUCAUGUAAUGGAGGUCUUAAUCAAAUGCGAGCAGCGAUUUGUGACAUGGUGGCAAUAGCAAGAUAUUUGAAUGUGACAUUAAUAGUGCCAGAGCUAGACAAAAGCUCUUUCUGGGCAGAUCCAAGCGAAUUUGAGGAUAUAUUUGAUGUGGAUCAUUUUAUUACCUCAUUGAGGGAUGAGGUUAGGAUAUUGAAGGAACUACCCCCCAGGCUAAAGAGAAGGGCAGAACUAGGAAUGGUCUAUUCUAUGCCACCCAUUAGUUGGUCAAACAUAUCCUACUAUCUUCAUCAGAUUCUCCCCUUGAUUCAAAAGUACAAGAUUGUGCAUUUGAACAAGACUGACUCGAGGUUAGCAAAUAAUGGCUUGCCAUUGAAGAUCCAACGCCUUAGGUGCCGUGUCAACUACAGUGCUUUAAGGUUCACAUCACAGAUUGAGGAGUUGGGUCGAAAGGUUAUCAGACUAUUGAGGCAAAGUGGCCCUUUCGUGGUUCUCCAUCUUCGUUAUGAAAUGGAUAUGUUAGCAUUCUCUGGGUGUACACAUGGAUGCAUCAAUGUAGAAGUGGAGGAGUUAACACGAAUGAGGUAUGCCUACCCAUGGUGGAAAGAGAAAGUCAUAAACUCCGACAUGAAAAGAAAAGACGGGUUGUGCCCUUUAACACCAGAAGAGAUAGCCCUUGUUCUCAGGGCCCUCGACUUUGACAGAAAUGUGCGGAUCUAUAUUGCUGCAGGGGAAAUAUAUGGCGGGCAAAAGAGAAUGUCUAGCCUUUCUACAGCAUAUCCCAAUAUUGUGAGGAAGGAGAUGUUGUUGGAACCAUCAGACUUGCAGUUGUUUCAGAAUCAUUCGUCUCAGAUGGCGGCUCUGGAUUACAUGGUCUCAUUAGAGAGCGAUGUCUUUAUACCUACAUAUGAUGGAAAUAUGGCCAAAGUUGUAGAGGGCCACCGCAGAUUCUUAGGGUUCAGGAAGACGAUAUUGUUGGAUCGCAAGCUCAUAGUUGAGCUAGUAGACCAAUACAAUAAUGGCUCCUUGGGCUGGGAUGAAUUCUCCUCUGCCAUCAAGGAAACCCACUCCAAUCGCAUGGGGAAGCCAUCAAAAAGGGUAGUAAUUCCAGAAAGACCAAAGGAAGAAGAUUAUUUCUAUUCCAACCCACAAGAGUGUUUGAUCGAUAGCCCUCAAAUUUCAGAGAUAUAGAUAGCUCCACCUUUCCUCUCUAAUUAUUUGCAUGAAAUGCAGAUCAAGUAUCCUCUCUCAUCAUAUGGGGGUGGCAAAGGGAUUGGAUUGACGAUGCAAUUGAGGAAAGGGGAGAGAGAGAGAGAGAGGUGGGUUGGGUGAUUCUUCAGUACGCAGCUGAUACCUACUUAUAUAUGUGUUAUUUACGUUCAAAUAAUUCUCUUUGUACAGUACUCUGCACAUUGCAGGAAAAAGGAUCGGCUGCCUGUAUUACAACAGCUAAGUCCGAAGAGAGAGAGCGAGAGAGAAAUGAUCAUGUUCCUAUUUGAAGGUUGGUUAUUGGAAUAUGCAUAGAUCAUCUGAUUUUUUGUAUUC
Molecule: messenger RNA, 3419 nt
Organism: Amborella trichopoda
Lineage: Eukaryota; Viridiplantae; Streptophyta; Magnoliopsida; Amborellales; Amborellaceae
Product: rhamnogalacturonan I rhamnosyltransferase 1
Cellular component (GO): cytoplasm
Source: RefSeq, a predicted model, not a curated record